Mugil cephalus (flathead mullet) is the source of this 2139-nucleotide messenger RNA. RefSeq names its product septin-8-A-like. Lineage: Eukaryota; Metazoa; Chordata; Actinopteri; Mugiliformes; Mugilidae. Gene Ontology annotation, biological process: cytoskeleton-dependent cytokinesis. Gene Ontology annotation, molecular function: GTP binding; GTPase activity; molecular adaptor activity. The record is from RefSeq and is a predicted model, not a curated record. The transcript is spliced from 10 exons. Gene Ontology annotation, cellular component: septin complex; cell division site; septin ring. The coding region runs from base 131 to 1465 and encodes 444 amino acids.
CCCUCCAGCACCGAGGGGGUGUUGCCUCCAAGUGGCCAUAUUGAGAUGUAUGUGAGUGUGUGUGUGUGUGAUGUGGAGAGCAGGUCUGGCUGAAGACAGAUAAUUCCUGCGCACACAGACUCUGGUGACGAUGGCGGCCGGUGACAUAGAUGUCUUCGCAAAUGAAGAAAAGCGAAACGUGGAGCUCGGCGGCCAUGUGGGCUUUGACAGUCUUCCAGAUCAGCUCGUCAGUAAAUCGGUUGCUCAGGGAUUCUGCUUCAACAUCCUCUGUGUGGGCGAGACGGGGAUAGGGAAGUCGACACUGAUGAACACUCUCUUCAAUACGAUGUUUGAAAACGAGGAAGCCAGCCACUAUGAGCAAGAGGUGCAGCUUCGCCCACAGACGUAUGACCUGCAGGAGAGCAAUGUCAACCUAAAGCUGACCAUUGUGCACUCUGUGGGCUUUGGGGACCAGAUCAACAAAGAGGACAGCUAUAAACCCAUUCUUGAAUAUAUCGACGCCCAGUUCGAGAAGUACCUCGAAGAGGAGCUGAAAAUAAAGCGAUCCCUCUUCAACUACCACGACACGAGGAUCCACAUCUGCCUGUAUUUCGUCGCUCCCACCGGACACUCGCUGAAGUCCCUCGACCUCGUCACCAUGAAGAAACUGGACAGCAAGGUGAACAUCAUCCCUGUUAUUGCGAAGGCCGACACCGUGUCCAGGAGUGAACUGGACAAAUUAAAGAUCAAGAUUAUGAGUGAGCUGGUCAGCAAUGGGGUGCAGAUAUAUCAGUUUCCUACAGAGGAUGAGGCUGUUGCGGAGAUCAACUCCUCCAUGAAUACUCAUCUUCCCUUUGCUGUGGUUGGAAGCGUAGAAGACGUUAAAGUAGGAAAUAAGAUGGUGAAAGCGAGGCUGUAUCCAUGGGGAUCAGUGCAGGUGGAGAACGAAAACCACUGCGAUUUCGUGAAGCUGAGGGAGAUGCUGCUGCGUGUGAACAUGGAGGAUCUCCGGGAGCAAACACACGCCCGACACUAUGAGCUGUACCGCCGCUGCAAGCUGGAAGAGAUGGGCUUCAAGGACACGGGGCCUGACAGCCAGUCGUUCAGCCUCCAGGAGACGUAUGAAGCCAAGAGGAAGGAGUUCCUCGUGGAGCUGCAGCGCAAAGAGGAAGAGAUGAGGCAGAUGUUCGUCAACAAAGUCAAGGAGACAGAAGCGGAGCUGAAAGAAAAAGAAAAAGAGCUCCACGAGAGGUUCGAGCAGCUCAAGCGGAUGCACCAGGAGGAAAAGAAAAAUCUGGAGGAGAAAAGACGAGAGCUGGAAGAAGAGAUGAACGCCUUCAACAGGCGAAAGGUUGCGGCUGAGACACUGAUGGGACAGGCGCUCCAGGGCUGCUCGCAACAGCCGUUCAAGAAGGACAAGGACAAAAAGAACUUCUUUAGUCUUCCAUCUGCGUGCUCCUUAACCUCAGGAAGGAAUUUGAAUUAGGAGACAUUCAGCCGCAUCGAAACUUCACAGACUAACAAUCGAGUGUAUUAUUUUUACAACGCUUAAUAAAAGUUUUAUAGAAAUUUAACAUCCCUGGAAAUGAGAGUCAGCCUGAAGUCUUCCAUGUCUACUAAACCUUGUCCUUUUAAGCUUUUAAACAUCGCACUGUAGCAUGGUCUGUGCAUGACUCCCUAACUUCAUUCCCAUGAGUGUUAAAACAUUGCCAAAAUUGCAGUUUUUUUUGUAAUGAAUGUGCUAUUUUCUUUUCCAUGUUAUGCUCGUAGUUCAUGACUGAUACCAAUUUACACUGUGAAAUAUAUGGUAUAAACUGACAUGAAAAUGCUGUUGAAGUCUGUAUAUGUUUUAAAUCAUAUUAUGAUUUAGAAGCACUUUAAACCAAUCAUAGUUCAGAUGCUAUUUUUAGCCAUAUCUAUAGUCAUACAUGGCUCCAUACUAACCUGUGAGACUUUAUGUUGUGUCUUAAAGAUAUAGAUAGAAGUAUUUCAUAGUAAACUGUAAAAACUCUAUAUUCUGUUGUUACUUGAAAAAGCCCUGGAUGUAUAUACAAUCAGGAUUGAAUCUCUUAUUGUGAGUUGAUCUAUAUGGUGGUCUCUGUGUGGGCCCACUUGCAGAUUUGUAAAUCCUGUGCUAAUAAAGAAUUACUUUAUUGAAAA